UUUUCUCUGCCUUUAUUGGCCCUGCAUUCUCCUCUGCUCCCGCCGCAGAACCCUAGCCACCAGCGCUCCAAACUGCAUCCCAUCAAAACCCUAACCACAUCGAUCCAUUUUGCUCUGCGUCGCCUCCCCUAGUCCCCGACAUGGACAGAUACCAGAAGGUGGAGAAGCCCCGGCCUGAGUCGACCAUCAAUGAGAACGAGAUUCGAAUCACUGGCCAGGGUGUCAUCCGAAACUACGUCAGCUAUGCCACGAGUCUACUCCAGGAGAAACAUAUAAGGGAGAUUGUCUUAAAGGCAAUGGGGCAAGCAAUAAGCAAAGCCGUAGCUAUCGCAGAAAUUAUAAAGAAAAGAAUGCCUGGGCUAUAUCAGGAAACACAAAUCAGUUCAGUUAGCAUCACUGACGUUUGGGAACCAAUUGAAGAGGGCCUUGUGCCUUUGGAGAUGACACGACAUGUUUCAAUGAUUUCAAUCUCUUUGUCAACCAGAGAGCUUAACAAGAAUUCCCCUGGGUAUCAAGCUCCCUCGCAUCUAGAACAACCAAGGCACCAGCAAAGAUACCAACAACGGCAACUGUCUCAACCACAACAACAACUUCAAUCAAACCAAGCACCAGGUCAGCUUAGUGAAGAUUCUUAUGCUCAACGGGGAAGAGGAAGGGGUAGAAGUAGAGGGAGAGGGUGGGGAAGAGGAUAUGGUGGUGGUGGUUAUGGUGGAUAUGACAACAAUCAAGGUCGAUAUGCUGGUUACGGAGGAAGCAAUCAGGGUGGAUAUGGUGGUUAUGGAGGAAACAAUCAGGGUGGAUAUGGUGGUUAUGGAUACAACCAAGGUGGAUACAGCCACAACCAAGAUAAUGGUGGUUGGAACUCUAAUUGGGGUCGAGGUGGAGGGCGUGGUAGAGGCAAUUGGAGUUAUCGUGGUGGAGCAUAUGGUGGAGGCCGAAUGCCUGGUGGAAGGGCCGGUGGGAGGGGUUAUGGAAAUGGCCGAGGAAGGAUGACGGGUGGUGGACGAGGUAGGAUGGGUGGUCGGAGAGGGAGCCAGUUUUGAUGUCCUAAUCGUGUUUUCCACAUAUCCCUCCUUUUGCUCUGUUAAUGUAGGAAAAGGAAUUGUUGUUUUUGUGCGUCUUAACUGUGUUAAGGUUGAGCAAUUACAACAAAAUCGCGUGUGCUUUCAAGGCAAGGAGUUUAUUGCUCAUUUUAAUUCUCUAUUUCCCAUAAUCAUGGAGUUUGUGCUGUAAGUUGCUCCAUAUCUUUGUUCAUAUAACUCGUCUAUUUGAUAGUUCUAGUACUCAUAGAAUGAGUUUUGUGUCUAUUAAA
Messenger RNA from Zingiber officinale, 1312 nucleotides. Its product is annotated as TATA-binding protein-associated factor 2N-like. Lineage: Eukaryota; Viridiplantae; Streptophyta; Magnoliopsida; Zingiberales; Zingiberaceae. The record is from RefSeq and is a predicted model, not a curated record. The coding region runs from base 141 to 1043 and encodes 300 amino acids. The transcript has 8 exons. Gene Ontology annotation, molecular function: RNA binding.